Molecule: messenger RNA, 1281 nt
Organism: Xenopus tropicalis (tropical clawed frog)
Lineage: Eukaryota; Metazoa; Chordata; Amphibia; Anura; Pipidae
Gene: phb1
Product: prohibitin 1
Exons: 7
Coding region: 124-942 (272 amino acids)
Cellular component (GO): membrane; mitochondrial inner membrane; mitochondrion
Source: RefSeq, a predicted model, not a curated record
UAGAACGAUGAUCCUUAACAUAUAGAUCUCUAAAGCUGUCAGUGUGGCGCAUCUGUGGCUCUCAAGGCAUGCUGGGAACUUUCAGUCCAACUACAGACAAUUUUGAUUUAACCCGCAGGACCAAUGGCAGCACGACUGUUUGAGACUAUUGGGAAACUUGGCCUAGGACUGGCUGUCGCUGGAGGGGUUGUGAACUCUGCACUAUAUAAUGUGGAUGCUGGACACCAGGCAGUCAUCUUUGAUAGGUUCCGAGGAGUACAGGAAACAGUAGUGGGCGAGGGAACCCAUUUCCUUAUUCCUUGGGUCCAGAAACCCAUCAUUUUCGACUGUCGCUCACGUCCUCGCAACGUACCUGUUGUUACAGGGAGCAAAGAUCUACAGAACGUCAACAUUACACUGCGUAUCCUUUUCCGGCCAAUGGGUAAUCAGCUGCCGCGAAUCUUCACCAGUAUUGGAGAAGAUUAUGAUGAGAGAGUCCUGCCCUCCAUUACUACUGAGAUCCUAAAAUCUGUAGUGGCCCGGUUCGAUGCAGGGGAGCUAAUCACACAGAGAGAGCUGGUGUCCAGGCAGGUGAGCGAGGAUCUCAUGGAGAGAGCAGCCACCUUCGGCCUCAUCCUGGAUGACGUGUCACUGACACAUCUGACCUUUGGCAAGGAGUUCACAGAGGCCGUAGAAGCCAAACAGGUGGCCCAGCAGGAAGCGGAGCGUGCCAGGUUCAUUGUGGAGAAGGCUGAGCAGCAAAAGAAAGCUGCAGUGAUUUCUGCAGAAGGGGACUCCAAGGCAGCAGAGCUCAUUGCGACGUCACUGGCGGAUGCAGGAGAUGGGCUUAUCGAGCUGCGCAAACUGGAGGCCGCAGAGGACAUCGCGUACCAGCUGUCUCGAGCUCGUAAUGUCACCUACCUUCCCUCAGGACAGUCAACAUUAUUACAGCUACCACAGUAAUUGGAUGAUGUGUUGUCAUGCCAUUUAUUUUUUUUUACGUCUGACCCCUACAUAGGUCUUUGUUAAUUGGCCAAUUUCCCUUGGGAAAUGUUACAGAAGAUUGUGUAUGAAGGUGAAUCUCCUACAGAGCCCACAUAAUACCCUACAUGAAAUGGACUUUAGCCACAGAACUGUUUGAAUCCUGCCAAUAUAUUUCUGAAUUUGAAUUGAAUAUAAUUGUAUUUUCAAUGGAGGGCAUAAUACAUUUUUGGUUGAAGCACUUGUUUAUGUCUAAACCUAAAAUCUGGCCUUCUGUCACUAACAAUAAAAGUUAUCCCUCAGAGGAUAUUUCAAUAAUGA